Staurois parvus is the source of this 328-nucleotide messenger RNA. NCBI's taxonomy places the organism in Eukaryota, Metazoa, Chordata, Amphibia, Anura, Ranidae. The record is from the annotation of a GenBank genome assembly.
CGGUCAUGUGAUCAGCUGUGUCCAAUAACAGCUGAUCGCAUGAGAGUCAGUAAUCAGCAUUCCUCAGAGGGGACAUGUGCACUGAUCAUCAGGGCACUGAUGAUCAGUGUGCCCUGAUGACCAGUGUAGCCCCAGCAGUGCCACCUGUCAGUGUCCAUCAGUGUUACAUCAAUGCCUACCAGUGCACAUCAAUGCCACAUAUCAGUGCCCAUCUGAGCUGCCUUUCAGUGUCACCUAUCAGUGCUAGUCAGUGCCACAUAUCAAUGCCAGUCAGUGCCACCUAUCAAUGCUGCCAGUCAGUGCCACCUAUCAGUGCUGCUUAACAGUG